Molecule: messenger RNA, 2406 nt
Organism: Penicillium odoratum
Lineage: Eukaryota; Fungi; Ascomycota; Eurotiomycetes; Eurotiales; Aspergillaceae
Exons: 3
Coding region: 1-2406 (801 amino acids)
Cellular component (GO): nucleus; cytoplasm
Source: RefSeq, a predicted model, not a curated record
AUGUUUAUGCUCCGCAACGUGAGCAAAUUCAUUUUCGGUGACACUUCGAAAGAGUCUAUCAUCGAGAUCCCCCAAGGCCAGCUGUAUCUGGUUCGACCUUUAUCACCUAAGGGCUACUCCGAACUCAUCUUUAAGGACGCGGCAGCCACUAUCCGACGCACUGGCCAAGACUUCCAGUAUCAGCUUGUGAUUCAGAGAGCCUACGAGGAAGGAGAGGAGGAACUUGCAGACGACGAGGACGACCAGGGUGCGGCAGACAGCCUAGACAAAGACGAAAAGGUCUUCCUGCUAGACCAGACUCUGCACUUCCGCUCCGAAGUACGGGACGGAGGCAAUAAAAUCUUGGCUUGGGACGAUCUCAGCGGUGACGAGGGCGAUCUUUACGAGUUCAUCUGUGACGCUUCGGUUCCAUCCGACAAAGUUGCCACCUUUGAGUUGGCUGCUCUGCAGUGCCAGUACGAACGCAAGUUUCGCUGCAGUGCGCAGAAGGCCAGCGAAGAGGAUCUUCAGGAAUUCUCUUUCCAGGAGGAGAAGCCUAUUCCAUCUGCCAGUCCUAUCUCCUCGCCUACUUCCCAUUCUCGCGAUCAUUCUUUGAACGCCCAAGAAACCGCCGCCGAGAUGGCCAAAGACGUGAAGUACGCUCAGUCUAAGGGCCAUGUCAAGACAGCUAGUAUCGACGAGGAGGUCACAACAGCGCCACCUUCUGCUGCCCAGCCUGAGACAAAAGAGGUGCUUGCACAGGAAAAAGCUGAACUGCAUCUGUUCGAUUUCUCUACUGGAACUUUCGUGUUGCAGGAACCUGAAGUCUCCGCAGUUGUGUCAGAGAUUGGCAAUUGGCAAUACUGGCUACAGAUCACUGGCAAGGACAAGGAGUGGCUUGGUCAGGCUGUUGUGGGUGACAUCAACCCAGUGUUCAACUUCGAGUACUUGUCCUUCAUCUUCAACCACUAUGCCGAAGAUGGUUCGGCCUACUCAUGGCUGCUUCGAUUCAAGGAUCAGUCCGCAGAGGAGCGCUUCCAAGAAGGUUUGAUGCAGGCUCUAUGGGAGCAGCUCAAUGAGUUGAAGUGGACCAAGGUCAAGGAGAAUGAACGUGAUUACGUUCUGGAUGCAUUCCAAGAUCUUACCAUGGAGGACGCAGAUGACAAGCCCGAAGAAGAGGAAGAGGAGGAAGAGGAAGAUGAGGAAAGCGACCAAGAUGAUGGUCAGCGCAGUGAACACUAUGACAGCGACGAAGAAGAGGAGGACGUUGUCACUCGUGAUCAGGAUGGAAAUGUAAACUCACAACUGGCAGUUGGCUACAAGCAUGAUCGCUCGUUUGUAGUUCGUGGCUCCAAAAUCGGUGUCUUCAAACACACAGAUAACAACAAUCUCGAGUUCUCAACCACCAUCAACAAGGUGGCUACUCCUGGUGGCAAGUUGUUCAGUCCUAAGAAGGUUAUGCUUCACACGGAAGAUCAAAACAUGAUUCUGCAGAAUGGCGAUGAUCCCAACUCCCUUUACCGCAUGGAUCUCGAGUACGGCAAGGUGGUCGACGAGUGGAAGAUCCAUGACGAUAUUCCCGUCGACACUUUCGCCCCUGAGAACAAAUUCGCCCAAAUGACCUCCGCUCAACCGUUCGUCGGUGCUUCCAAGAAUGCCCUCUACCGUAUUGACCCGCGUCUGGCUGGCACCAAGCUUGUCGACUCCGACCUGAAGCAGUAUGUUAGCAAGAACGAUUUUUCAGCAAUGGCCACCACCGAAAAGGGUUACAUUGCUGUCGCAUCCAACAAGGGUGAUAUUCGCAUGUUCGAUCGGUUGGGUAUCAACGCCAAGACCCACAUCCCAGCUCUUGGUGAACCCAUCAUCGGUCUUGAUGUGUCGGCCGAUGGACGCUGGGUACUUGCUACAUGCCGAACAUAUCUCCUUCUGAUUGACUCCUUACAGAAGGAUGGCAAGAAUGAAGGCAAGCUUGGCUUCGAGAAGGCAUUCGCCAAGGAUUCAAAGCCCCAACCCCGCCGUCUGGGUUUGCAGCCUGCGCACGUCGCCCAAUUCCAGCAUGAGACCAAACAGGGCCUCUCCUUCACAACUGCUCGUUUCAAUACCGGUGUCGACAAGCAGGAGACAUCCAUCAUCACUGCCACCGGUCCCUUCAUCAUCACUUGGUCCCUGAAGAAGAUUAUUGCCGGCCGCAAGGACCCGUACACCAUCAAGCGCUACGGCGAAGAUGUUAUGGCUGACAAUUUCCGCUUCGACUCUGAUAAGAACGUUAUCGUUGCACUUCCUAAUGAAGUCAACAUGGUGGCCAAGCGUAGCUUCCAGAAGGUCACUCGAGAGAGUAUUGCUGGUCCUGUCACCCCCAGUCGUGCUCGAGGCGGGAGAUUCAGCAGUCACCUUGGCCGCAAUGAUAUUGUGAACUCACCUUAUUAG